Messenger RNA from Mollisia scopiformis, 2336 nucleotides. RefSeq names its product FAD/NAD(P)-binding domain-containing protein. The transcript is spliced from 4 exons. The record is from RefSeq and is a predicted model, not a curated record. Bases 238 to 2028 code for a protein of 596 amino acids. NCBI's taxonomy places the organism in Eukaryota, Fungi, Ascomycota, Leotiomycetes, Helotiales, Mollisiaceae.
UAUCCUCGAAAUGUCUCCUUUAGGAAAACCAAUUGUUGGUUCAUUUGGAAUAUCGCAUCAAGAUUCAUGCUUGAUCGUUGGUAUUUGAUGUCAAUGUGCCUCCUUUAGACAUAUUUCAAUAAGCUCGAGCCCUCGUUCACAGUACAUAAAUGAGCUGUUUCCAGGUAGGAAAAUGCUGUAUCUUUCGUCUUAUUUUCAUUUCUAUUCUGUGUGCUUUUGGGGGACAAUUGCAUCGCGAUGGAGGCCAGUCAGCCUAGACGAGUGAUUAUUGUCGGCGCUGGAUUUACCGGUCUCGUUGCUGCGAAGACCUACCUCCAGAUCAACCCAGCUGCAGACAUCACGAUCAUCGACAAAGAAGAUGGCAUUGGAGGCGUAUGGUCAGCAUCACGGAUCUAUCCAGGCUUGACAUACGAAGUGCCUACUCCGCUUCUUAACUUCACCGACUUUGAUAUGUGCAAAGAGCUAGGAAAGGAGAUGUGGGAAGAUGUCAGCGGAUAUGAAGUUAACGAAUUUCUGGUCAAAUAUGCCGAGAAGCAUAAUCUCACAAAAUUAUGUCGCCUGAGCACCGAGGUGUUGAAGAUUGAGAGAGAUGGUCGAGGCUGGAAAGUCCUUGUCCGACCGGUCGAUCAACCAAACGCUUCACCAGAAUCUCUGUUUUGCGAGAAGCUCAUCAUGGCAACGGGCAUCACCUCAGUUCCAAGAACGCCCCAUUGGGACAUGACCAAAUUUGAUGGUUUCCACUUCCACGCAAAACAAAUGGGCAAGCGUCAUAAGGAACUCGUCUCAGAAGAUGUCAAAAAUGUUACAAUCAUCGGCGGUCACAAAUCAGCACUUGAAGCUGUCGGAACUUGUGCUCAAGCAGGCAAGAGUGUCGAGUGGCUUGUAAAGGCAGACGGCGGUGGACCAACUUGGUUGAUGCCCGCCAAGAAUCCGAAUGGAAGUUCCUUGGCAAAGAUGUCGACUGUACGCAUGAUGGCUGCUUUGAGUCCAAGUGUAUAUCGAAAGCCGAAUUGGCUUGAUCGAUUUUUGCACAGUCAACGAUGGUGGUUGGGAAAUUGGCUUUUAACCUCGUUCUGGACCUUCAUGACCAAGACCAUCAAAGGUGAUAGAUACAACAAAAGCCCAAAUAUGAAGAAGUUGGAGCCACAUCCAAAGAGCAUGUUCUGGUUCGUUCCUGGGGGAACAAUCGUACACGACCGAGAUGCAGAAACCAUCCGACUCAUCGACGAAGAGAAGUUCGUCCAUGUCAAUCGGGCCGAACUGGUUUCUGCUCAAGGACGAACGGUUACUCUGUCAAGUGGCAAAACCAUACCAUGCGACGGAAUCAUAUUCUGCAUUGGCUGGGAACUUUCCAUCCCGCCUUUAUUCCCUCCACCCCUCGCCAACGAUCUCGGUCUCCCCGUUGAUUUCUCCAUCCCCUCCACCCAAGAGAACGAAUACUGGGAAGCCCUCGACACAACCUCAGAAUCCGAUGUCCUGGCCCGUUACCCCAUCCUCCGCAACCCACCCAGCGAGAUCCACGUCCCCAAAUCAACCCUCACACCCUACCGUCACUUCCGGUCUAUGAUCCCACCCAAACUCGCCGCCCGCAACGACAACUCCCUCGUCUUCAUCGGCAACUGGGCCAACGGCCGCGUGCAAAUAACAGCCGAAUUAGCAUCCCUCUAUGCCAUCGCCUAUCUCGAAAAUCUCAUGCCGCCUUCUACUCAAGCUCUAUUAUCUGACGAAGAGGCGAUGAAUCGCGAUAUUGCCCAUGUAGAUGCGUUUCGACGGAAGAGGUAUUUGAAUUGUUUCCCGUUCAGGAUUAGUAUUUUUGAUACGCCGGAAUUCGAUGAUGCGUUGAUGAGGGAUUUGGGAUUGAGGGCGGAUAGGAAGAGGAUGAGGAUGAGAGGGGGUUGGAGGGAUUGUUGGGUGUUGAAGGCUUGGUGUAGGGAGUGGUUUGAGGGGUAUUUUGCGAGUGAUUAUGCGGGGAUUGUGGAGGAGUUUUUGGAGGGCGUGGAGAGGAGGAAGGAGGGGAAGGUACUGUAGGUGAGUGAUGCGUUGAGUGAGUGGAAAAGGGGGUUAGGCGAGGUUACACAGGUUGUGGUUGUAGGCGACUGUGUGUUUUGCUCAUGAGAUCUGUCUUUCUGUUAUAUUCAGACGUUUAGAAUCCGGUGACGCACGCUCUUGGGCUCUUGUAUCUACAUCUGGGAUUGUGCAGGGCCACCUCGACACCUUACUCUGGCAUCGUGAUAUCCAGGGCAAGCUCACAUAAGAUGAUCGUCCCCCCUUGUCGAGAUCAUUGGCAAGCGAAGACGUGGACUCUCCGCCCCACAUUCGGGGAGCGCUAAAACCCG